Molecule: messenger RNA, 981 nt
Organism: Eremothecium sinecaudum
Lineage: Eukaryota; Fungi; Ascomycota; Saccharomycetes; Saccharomycetales; Saccharomycetaceae
Gene: BIG1
Product: Big1p
Exons: 2
Coding region: 1-981 (326 amino acids)
Biological process (GO): (1->6)-beta-D-glucan biosynthetic process; fungal-type cell wall biogenesis
Cellular component (GO): endoplasmic reticulum membrane
Source: RefSeq, a predicted model, not a curated record
AUGUACCUAUUGGUGAUAUCUUUGCUUGCAGCCUUUGUUAUAGCCAAUGAUCAGACAUUACCAACUGUUCCAGCUAUACUUUAUUCUCAUAACCUGGCGCCAGGCGUGUUUGUGUACCAGGAGGAAUCUGAUCCAAAAGCGAUCUUAUCAGAGUCCGAACUUCAUGAUAUAGCUAUAAGGUUGGUAUCCAAAUGCAACUCCGACGCUUACAUUUUCGUUAAUCAGCCCGGCUUGACCGCAAUGGAUUUCAUUGAGCAUAAAGAUGCAUGGAAUAAUCUUAGAGGGUAUUUAAAGAGGAGCUCGACAGCUCUGAAGUUUGAACAUGUGGCUCCUCUAUCUCAGGACUUUUACCAACGCUUAAUUGCCCAGGUUAAGAGCAUAUGCGAUGUGAAAAUUCAAAUUACAAUCAAUGACGAGGAAUUGAAUUCCUUCUCGCCGUAUUUGGACACCGAGAAGAGAAUUAUUGUGCUGGAUCUCCCAGAGCUUACCCCAAGCUUUGACGAUGUUGAUGCCCGGUUUGACGAACUAGAGCUGAACGACAGAAUGUUACGCACAAUUUUGGGCCGGCUCCCUUCUCCAAGUCAAACAGUUAUCUACACCGCACUAGGCCCUCAAAAUAGAAUUGGGAAGGACAUUGGUGACCAGGAGAUUUUUCCAGAUGUCUUUCAUGGCUCAUACAGCGACCCCGAGCUUGAUUUAGAGCGCCGUAAUACUGAUCGUUAUUUCCCUGAGCAUCGGCCAAAGUUUGAUCCAAUUGAUGACAGCUACUUAUCGAUAUUUGACCAAAAGUUUAGAGAACAGAAUAGCACCCUUAUUAGUCUGAUUGUCCUGGCUGUAAGUUUCUUCAUAACCUGGCAGCUAUUUAAUCAGUUCUUGGCUCCUACGGCUGUUAAAUCGCAGGAUGACAAAGGCAAAUCUUCUACCGAAGAGGAUACUACCAAGAAACCCAAAGUCCAAGUAAAAGAUACCAAGGAGGACUAG